CUUUUGGGAAUAUAAAAUACUGAUAAGAGCUUUCAGCUUCAGCCUCUUGCUUCCAAGCAAACCGUUCCGAUCAAAUCACACAUACCUUCUUCUUGUUCUUAAACACUUCCAUUCCUCGUUACUAUUUGUGCUGAAUCAAUUACAGAUGGGAUGUCUUGUGGGACUCAUGUACUACCUUUUUCAUGUGAAAAUCAUCAGUCUUCGGGAGGAGAAGAGGAUUCACCGCGAUUUCUCUGACCCCGACAUUAAUGAGGUUGACAUCUACAAGUUCGAUCCUUCUGACUUGCCUGGGCUUUAAGAAAGUGACUCCGACGAACAAGGAUGGUACUUUUCCUGUGAACCUUACUAUAAGUAUGCGAAGAGUAAACGUGCCAGCCGACGAACCGAUGGGGGAUACUGGAAAAUAACUGGGAGAGGUUGUGAUGUCAAGAAUAAAAGUGGCCGAGUCAUCGGCAGUGAAAAGAAUUUGGUUUUUUAUAGACUUGGUGUUGGUGGUGGUACUUCUAAGGAAGACAAGACUGACUGGGUUAUGCACGAGUUCUAUGUUAAGGAUGAGGACAACCCUCGUUAUAAGAAGGAUUUUGUUGUCUGCUUCAUAGAAAAAAAAUCAAAUAACAACUCUACCGUAUCAACUUCUGAUGAUGGUCAACCAGGUGACAGUUUGUCUUCUGUUUCUAUAAGCCAUAAUACAGAAGACCCUUACACAGAGGUUGAAUCUCAGACAUCAUACAGUCACAAUUUGAUUUCUGAUUCUGGAAAGAAUAUUACAGAAAAUUCUUUUUCAGAAGUGGAACCUCAACUACUACAGACUACCAAUUUGGUUACUGAUCCAGGAAGUUUGUUUCCAGAAAGUACAACCUCAGCGGUAGAACCUCAACUACUAUUCUGUGGCGAUUUUGUUCCCGACCAGAUGUAUCAUAUUCCAGAAAUUACUUGCCUGAUGCAGGUAGAUCCUCAACUACUAGCUGAAUCUGAUGCAACCAAUAGCUGUGAUUGGUUGAAUGACAGCCCUAUCCCUUCACCGCAGUUGCCAAUUAACCCAGACCACUACCAGGGGUUCAGUUCCUCCCCAUACUCACCAGGUUUUAGUGAUGAUUGUAAUGUGCAGGAUUUUCAGUUCGAUGGUGAGCUUGGAGAUGUGAUUUCACUAUGGGACCUCAAGAAUUAAUAAGCCUUGUGAAGAAGUAAUUGGACACAUUCCUCCUGCUCGCGAAGACAUUGAAACCAUCGGCUACACUUCAGUAGCAUGUGGACUGUAAACCACAUUGAAAUUCCGUAGGGGAAUAGUAUUACUGUGGUUUAUUAUCAUUGUAAGAAUGUUUCACUGUAUUUCGAGAUAUGUACUUGUUGAGAAUAAUGGUUGCAUCUUUUGUGACCUUUUUAACUCUGUCAGUUUGUAUUUCUAUGUAAUAUUAUGGCCAAAUUCUGGAUACUUGGGAGCUUGUUUAACGGGAACGCUAUUCAUCUGUCCAUGUACAAAAUAUCCAUUAUGGAAUUUGUCAUAGAAUUUCCAUCUAUUUUCUCCAAUGAAUGUUGCUCUUAGAGCUUCAAUUGUUUUUAUCU
Molecule: messenger RNA, 1563 nt
Organism: Pistacia vera
Lineage: Eukaryota; Viridiplantae; Streptophyta; Magnoliopsida; Sapindales; Anacardiaceae
Exons: 7
Coding region: 530-1168 (212 amino acids)
Source: RefSeq, a predicted model, not a curated record